AUGUCAACUUCUCCUCGUUCAAAGGAGUGGAUUGAGGACUCUGUCCACUCUGAUCGGAUGCAUGAGCCAUGCUUCUCAGACAAGGAUCAUGCUUGCCCUGCUUCACUACAGAAGUCUCCCGCGGUUACACCUACAAGCGGUGGCUCACUAUGGCCAUAGGGGGAAUGUGCUCAUCCCCUUAACCUACCGGGCCCUAGCCGACCCGGAGUGGUGGAUCUCAGAGAGCAAUCAUCUGAAUGGCUGUCCGAUACGACACCCCCCGAUCGACGCUACCCUUUAGACUGAUGCAUCCAAAAAGGGCUGGGGGCAGCAUAACAGGGAAUAUUUAUUGGGAGCCAUUGGAGUGUAGAAGAGGCGAAAGCGCACAUCAAUGUCUUGGAGUUACGGGCCGCCACUUAUGCCCUCAAAGCACUUCUACGGCACCUGCAACUUGUACCCAAACAUAGCCGCUUACGGGUAGACAACACAACUGCAGUGGCCUACAUCAAGGAGAGGGGGGAGACACGCCUCACUGCUCUGACAUCUCAGGGCUUUGAACUGUGGGCAGUAGCCCUGGAAGCAGGAGUGUUCUUGACAGCACAGCAUAUUAGGAAAAUUUGGAAUGCAGGACUAUAG
Messenger RNA from Pocillopora meandrina, 615 nucleotides. NCBI's taxonomy places the organism in Eukaryota, Metazoa, Cnidaria, Anthozoa, Scleractinia, Pocilloporidae. The record is from the annotation of a GenBank genome assembly.